Messenger RNA from Kwoniella botswanensis, 1068 nucleotides. RefSeq lists its product as uncharacterized. Bases 1 to 1068 code for a protein of 355 amino acids. The transcript has 9 exons. Lineage: Eukaryota; Fungi; Basidiomycota; Tremellomycetes; Tremellales; Cryptococcaceae. The record is from RefSeq and is a predicted model, not a curated record.
AUGUCAAAAAGACCCACUUCACCACUCACGGAAGAUGCCCAACGAGCGAGACCAAAACCUCGUGCAAAGUCGUAUGGGCUGGGAUUGCUGUUACGUGGUGAAGAUGUAGAGGAUCAAGCGAGUAACGUAGACUCUCAAGGUCGAGGUACGAGUGAUACGACUGCGGCUGUGACAAAUGAUGAUACCAACGAUACGAAAUCCCCACUUCCAAGUUGGUUACCUACCUUACCACCUCACACGUCCAUACAAGAAGAAGAAACCGUCUUACCUUUUCUUCAACCUCCAUCCACACCACUACCUCAACCUCAUUCUCAGCCACAGCCGCAAACUUUAAACACGAUGACGGCUCCUACUCAUACAUUAUCACCAACACCUUCAACUGAGAAUUCAACUUUACCGCCACUCACGCCCAACACCCAAUAUGCCAUGGGUGGUUUGAACGGAUCGACAGGUCCACCCAGCCCAACGGGAUCAGCCUUCACUUUUACGUCUAGUAUGCAACAUGCUGUCUUUAGGGAAGACGAAGGGAGGUUAUAUAAUGCUGUUCAGGAUGAUUAUGCACUACCAGCUGAUACCAAAGAGAUCCAGAGACUCGAUAUUCAACACCAUGCGAUAAGAUUGCUACUCGGAGGUAAUUACCUCCCCCACGUAGGCCAACAUCUACGUACCCAUUCACCCCAUGGAAAAGAUAUGAGGGUACUGGAUCUAGGAUGUGGGACCGGUACUUGGUGUUUAGAGAUGGCAAGGGAGUUUCCUGAAGCAGAGUUCAUCGGUAUCGACCUAGUGCCAAUCCAACCUGAUACCCUACCCGAUAAUUGUUCUUUCGCAAUGGACGACAUUACCAAAGGUCUACCAUACCCUGAUGGCACUUUCGAUCUGGUCACUGGUAGAUUGUUAGUAAUGGGCCUACGCGAUUACCCUUCUCUACUUAGGGAUAUAGCUAGAGUGAUAAAGCCUGGCGGGAUGUAUGUGGCUACUGAACCAGAUAUCAACUUAAUUCUACCCGAUGGCCGCUCGACGGCGGGUUUGAAAGGCUGGGUUGGCUGGGAACACGGAUUGCAGAAGUGA